Molecule: messenger RNA, 2583 nt
Organism: Adineta ricciae
Lineage: Eukaryota; Metazoa; Rotifera; Eurotatoria; Adinetida; Adinetidae
Source: the annotation of a GenBank genome assembly
AUGACGCUCAGUCUCUUUUCAAUAAUAAACGUAUGGUCUCGAAAUAAACAAAACUAUGGUAAAAUUGGAGAGAUUGAGUGUAUCGACACGAAUAACGACUCAACACCUUCGACAAAUCCAUUCGCUAUUCGCACGAAUGAUUUAUAUAUUGGCACUAGCGACGGUUUUGUUCACAAAUUUCGUCUACGGGAACGAACCACCGAUGAAUCAAGGCCUUCGUCUCUCCAAGACAAAGGAUACGAAUGUCUCUGCAUUGCCAGUCAAAAUCUUGCAACACAUAAGCCUGUGAUGAAAGUCAAAGUUGUGACUGUAACUCUCCAUCGGUUGUUUACAUUAAGUGAUCACUGUGUCCAAAUACUUGAUAGCGAUAAUUUACAAUUGAUUCCAAAUAUGAAAUUGAAAAAUAUCUCCACGUUUGGAAUCUCAAGUGCAACUGAUCAAUAUCAAGGAGGAUACAUCGAUAUGUGUGUGUCAACGAAACGGAACAGAAUACAAAUCUAUCGACUAGAUAAGAACAACAUGAAUUUACGGUAUGAAAUGUCCGUUCAAGAUUCAUUUACAUCAGUUGCAAUGGAUGAUCGCGGCAUUCUAGCGUGUACAGAAGCAGAAUACUUUGCUUACAGUCCAUCAAGUGGUGCUGAUCGCCGAUCGAUCGAUUCAUUCAUUAGUAUAUUCAGGUUAGAUGAUCCUAAUAUACCAACAUGUUUCACAAAUAUCUCUCCAGGACAAUAUUUACUCAAUGGCCCUAAUGUUGGUGUGACUACUUCCCUACAAGGUAUGAGUCAGCGCGCGCCAAUAAUGUUUGUCAAUACACCGAUUGAGUUCAUCUAUUCUCAUCCUUAUUUAAUUGCUCUUGUUCGAGAGUCUAUUCACAUCUAUAGUUAUUUGGAUGAUCAACUCAAACAAGAAAUUCCGAUAAAAUUUUGUCGAACACUAACAAAUAUGCAACAGGAAAAUAUCAAGACUAUUAUAGUUACAAACAAAGAUAACAUUUACCUACUAGAACCAUUGAGUAUCGAGGAUCAAAUCGAUCAGUUAUUGAACAGUUAUCGAUUACAAGAAGCUUUAACAUUAGCUGAAAGUAAUUGUACAUCAAUUAAACAACGUCGCACAAAUCCAUUGGUUAUUUCUACUAAAAAACGUAUCGCCUUUGUUGAAUUCGGUGCUAUGAAUGUUGUUCGCGCAUUGACAUUAUUUGAUGAUAUUCAAAUUGAUUUCAACGAGAUUAUGACCCAAAUUCCCAAUUUCUUACCUUUGAAUUCGCCUUGGCCAACGAUAGAUGAGAAUCUUAUCACUCAAUAUUGCCAAUGGUUGAAUGCAUUUUGUGAUUACAUCAUCAAGCGCUCAGCAGAAUUCUCCCGUCAACCAAAUUAUUAUCCAGCUUUACUGAAAGCGUACAUUCUCACGAAAUCUCGCGAAAUACUGAAUGAUUUCCUCGAACUACACGCGUCUCAAAUCCCUGCUGAAUAUUGUAAUAUCCUCCUUGAUGCGAAAUGUUAUCAUGCUGCCGCUUUACUCUCUUCUGCUCACGAAAAACACGAGCAAACUGUGAACAUCUGGAAGAAACUUGUCUCGAAUGAAUAUUCUCACGAUGAGACAUUUCCAGGCGUUUGGAUCCUGGCUAAGUAUAUCAUGGAAAAAGACAUCGAUCGAUCGGUAGCGUUUUCAACAGCUGAAUGGCUGUUAGAACAACACGAAGAAGAAUUAGCGUUGAAGAUAUUUACCAGUCAACAUCGAACUGAAGCAAAAACUGAUCCAUUUUGUACAGAUCGAGUGAUUGGUGCGAUCAGAAAGUAUUCCACGAUGUUAACGCUGUACUUGGAACAUGUAAUAUUCAAGUUGAAGAUUGAGUCGGAACAAAUUCACACAAUGCUGGUGAACAUCUAUCUUGAUCAAGUUUUAUCGAAGUCUGAUGAUGCCAACGAACAAAUUCGCUCCAAACUUCAAACAUUUAUUAUUACAUCUAAUUCAUAUCGCGUCCAAUCGGUGCUAAAUCGGGUCAAUCAAUCGAGUCGAUUACGUCGAGAAGUCGCUCUUCUCCAUGGCAAAAUGAACCACUUCGAUCAAGCUUUUCAAAUUCUUAUCGACGAACUGCAAGAUUUCGAAUACGCCGAAGAUUAUUGCAUCGCUCUAUCUCAAGACAAAUCCAGUGGCGAUCGGAAGAUCGUUGCUCAUAUCUUAUUCAAAGUUCUUCUCAAUUCAUUAAACAAAAAUUCCGAGAAAAUCACGACGGUGAUACUUCAUCUUCUUAACAAUACUGAAAUUGAAUUUGAUUUUAUCGAAGUUUUACAACAAUUGCCAUCACACUGGCCUCUUACUUCCUUAUCUCACAUUCUCCUUCGUGCCCUACGUACCUAUUCCUAUGUUCAACGUUCGAGUAAAAUCGAAUUAGCUUUAACUCGCGUUCAGAAUCAACAGUUACGGUUUCAAUUCAGUCAAUUAAAAUUGAAAAAUACACUCGUUAACGAGCAUCGCCAAUGCCAUCAUUGCUGUCAACCAUUUCACGAAACAUCAUGUGUACUUUAUCAAGAUGGUCACCGAGCUCAUGUUCAUUGUGCCAAAAAGUAUCACCAGAAUCAUUAA